Molecule: messenger RNA, 534 nt
Organism: Aspergillus glaucus CBS 516.65
Lineage: Eukaryota; Fungi; Ascomycota; Eurotiomycetes; Eurotiales; Aspergillaceae
Product: SelT/SelW/SelH family protein
Exons: 3
Coding region: 1-534 (177 amino acids)
Source: RefSeq, a predicted model, not a curated record
AUGCCCCCAAUCGAACAACGCACCCCCACAGAACAGCACCAAAAACUCGGCAGCGACAAUAUCACCGCCGAGCGCGUCUAUCUGCCCCGGAUAACCAUCAAAUACUGCACACAGUGUAAAUGGAUGUUGCGCUCUGCCUACUUCGCCCAAGAACUCCUCUCAACCUUCAACACCGAUCUCGGUGAAGUCGCUCUAAUCCCCUCCACCGGCGGAGUCUUCACGGUUACCAUGUACCAUGCCUCUGACGAGACGCUUACGACUAGUGAGACGGUACUGUGGGAUCGGAAGACGAAUGGAGGAUUUCCAGCAGAGGUAAAACAACUCAAAGCCCUGGUGAGGAAUAUCGUCGACCCCUCGCGCUCGCUGGGACACACGGAUCGAGCGCUGAGGGCGGCAAAUGUGCCUACGCAGACGCAGACGGAGGCUGGUUCUGAUGGGAAGAGGGGGUCUGUGAGUGGGGUGAGUCAGGAUAUGGAGAGUGCGACUGCGAAUGUGCAUGGAAAGGAGAAGGAGAGGUGCGAGGAGUGUCAGUAA